Papilio polytes (common Mormon) is the source of this 1670-nucleotide messenger RNA. Its product is annotated as (2R)-3-sulfolactate dehydrogenase (NADP(+))-like. The coding region runs from base 100 to 1167 and encodes 355 amino acids. Gene Ontology annotation, molecular function: oxidoreductase activity. NCBI's taxonomy places the organism in Eukaryota, Metazoa, Arthropoda, Insecta, Lepidoptera, Papilionidae. The record is from RefSeq and is a predicted model, not a curated record. The transcript has 9 exons.
AAGCACACGGUUAAUAGUUGAACAUCGCGGUGCAAAGACGACAGUUUUUUUUAUUUCAACAAACAAGAGAAUAACAACAGCGCUUUGUCAGUUGCAGCCAUGCCUGAGGUGCGAGUGGAGGAAGUGCGGCGGUUCAUGGUGGAUAGCCUGGUCGUGGUUGGUGCGCCGAAGCCUGAAGCUGAGGCACACGCGGAUCUACUGCUGUAUGCAGACACAGUCGGACACUUCAGUCAUGGAUUGAAUAGACUUGAGUUAUACGUGAACGACAUCAAAGGAGGAUUGACACAUCCCGAGCUUAAGCCAGUAGUGCUAAAGGAGUCACCCGCUACAGCAUGGGUGGACGGUAUGGACACGCUGGGUGCUACCGCUGCUAACUUCUGCAUGGAUCUGGCUAUCAAGAAAGCUAAAGGGUGUGGUGUAGGCUGGGUGUCUGCUAAACGAACGAACCACUUCGGUAUGGCAGGAUAUUGGGCCAUGAAAGCGGAGAAGGAGGGUCUCAUUGGCUUGGCGUUCACUAAUUCUGCACCUAUUAUGAUACCAACAAGAUCUAAAGAGAGUGCGUGCGGUACAAAUCCAUUGGCGUUAGCGGCUCCCGCACUAAACGGGGACUCUCUGGUUGUUGAUAUGGCGACAACCACAGCUGCUAUGGGAAAGAUAGAGAUGCAGAUACACAAAAACGAACCGAUACCCGAAGGAUGGGCGUUGGGACCAGAUAAUAAAACUACUACAAAUGCUCCACUGGCAUUCGACACUGGGAAAUUACUACCAUUAGGAGGUUUAGAAAAAACAAGCGGACAUAAAGGAUACUGUCUCAAUACUAUGGUAGAAAUAUUCUGUAGCGGACUUUCAGGUUCAAACCCGACCUACAAAGUGCCCAGUUGGUCGUUCAGCCAGGACGUUGCGCCAGACUUGGGGCAAUGCUUUGCAGCGAUCGACCCCGAUUGCUUCGCGCCCGGGUUUGGACAGAGGGUCGCUGAAUGUUUAAUGCAUUGGAGGAAUUUGGAACCUCUCGAUCCAUCGUUGCCAGUUCUCGCGCCUGGAGAUAAAGAACGUAACAACAGAGAGGCGACGCUAAAGAGAGGAACUAUAAUAUACCCGCAAGGACAAAUAGACUCUUACCACCGCAUGGCCAAGAAUAUUGGCAUUAGCCCUUUAACUGUUGUCUAACGGAACUGUAUACGCAUAAAUGAUCGAAGAACACAUUAAUUUAACAAGAAAAAAAAUGUCUAAAAUAAAAUCAAAAUUAACAGAAACCGUGACAUAAUCUAAGAGAUUUUGGGCUUUUUUUGCCAUUACCAAGUCCAUAUUUUAUAUUUCCUCUUUAAUUAUUUUUAUAAUGAAGUACACGUACAUACAAUUUAGUUGUUUGUUAUUAUUAAUGGCAAUGUUUAUUACAAUAACAAAUGUACAAUAUAUUCGUGACAUUUUAGGCUUUGUGACGAAUGCGUGUUAAAUCUGAGGACAUUUUUUUAUCUUAUUGAAGGUGAACUAGCUUAGACUUGAAUGGUAUUUGAUGUACCGAGAUGUAAUCAACAUACAAUAGCAUACAUUGUUUUGUGACAAGCAAAUGGGCGUAUAUAUACUUGCAAAUGACAUAGCAUUAAAUUAUUAUAAAAUCUAAAACAAUCGUUUUAAAUUAAGCAGACGCUUUAGCAAUUGUAAAACAUUUU